AUGCAAUCUCGGUUUGCAAUUGGGUCCUCGGAAUAUAGUGUUAUUACAAUCGGCAAGCAGCCCAACGGAGGAAGGCCCACUACUCCUAUUCGCGUGGCACCUUGGUCCACUAAUCCCUGCACGGCAACAAAAUAUCAUGAGCUGUCGGUACCUGAAAAACUUGUCGAGCUUCUUGUAGAACGAAACUUCGGGUCGUAUCUAGACCCUGAUGCGAAACUGAAUCCGGUCAUGAGCUCUUCAAUGCUUAGAUUCGGAUCCAAGUACGGAGGCACUGUCAUCAAUCAGAUCACUGAGAUCAAAUUCCUGGAAAAUUGGCAGAUGAAUUAA
Striga asiatica is the source of this 327-nucleotide messenger RNA. The record is from the annotation of a GenBank genome assembly. NCBI's taxonomy places the organism in Eukaryota, Viridiplantae, Streptophyta, Magnoliopsida, Lamiales, Orobanchaceae.